Canariomyces notabilis is the source of this 1347-nucleotide messenger RNA. RefSeq lists its product as uncharacterized. NCBI's taxonomy places the organism in Eukaryota, Fungi, Ascomycota, Sordariomycetes, Sordariales, Chaetomiaceae. The record is from RefSeq and is a predicted model, not a curated record. Bases 1 to 1347 code for a protein of 448 amino acids. The transcript is spliced from 4 exons.
AUGGGCGGCUCAGCCUUUUCAUCGCUUCCCGAUGCCCCUUACACGCCUCGCAUGCCGCCUGCGGUAUACCAACAUGUUAAGUCGGCAUUCCACACCGCCUUGCGAGAGCUAUUUGUCUACGUGGCAACGCCUAUCGAGGGACCCGAGAAGACAGACCACGGCGACGUGGACAUCCUCGUUGCCCUGGAGAGGCGCCUCGCCUUCCCUCACCAACACCCGACUCACCAACCCCAAGAUAGCCCGUCUAACCCCCGCGAUCUGAUAGAGGAGAUCAAACAUCUCCUCAACGCCGAGUACGCUGUCGUACCCCCGGGAGGAACAUCCGCGAAUCUUGCUAUCAGGUGGCCCAAGGAACUCGAUCAUCUUUACGUCCAGGCUGACGUUCGCAUCUGCCGGGACUUGGAUCAGCUUUGUUGGAUACUCUUUAAGCAUGCCCAUGGUGAUAUUUGGAAUCUCAUUGGGAGCACCAUCCGGCCGUUCGGCCUCACGGUUGACGAGGAGGCACUUUGGAUCCGGAUCCCCGAGAUCGAGCAGUACGACCGAAAGAUUGCAAGGGUGUGCCUUACCCAGGAUCCUGUCGAGAUCCUGCAGUUCCUGGGCCUACAGGUUGAGGGUUUCUGGACUGAGCCGUUCGAGUCAGUCGACAAACUCUUCGAGUAUGUCACCACCUCCAGGCUCUUUUGGAUCCAGCCGGCUGCUCCGGACGGGGACGACGCGGAAGGUGCUGCCGGAGUCCUUGGCAGAGAGGAGGGACGGAAGACGCUCAAGUCCAACGACCGCAGGCGGAUGAAGGGCCGCCCUGUCUACAGGCGCUGGAUCAACGAGUAUAUCCCCAGUCUAAGGGCCCAAGGGCAGUUUAUCCGGGAGGGCGAGGGGAAGUCAGUAAGAGAGAUUCGCGACGCGGUUCGGGACGAGGCAUUCGCCUGGUUCUUUGUUGAGGCGGAGUACAAGAACCGCUUGAAGGACUGGCAGCUGAAAAGGGCGGACGAGGAGAUGAAGUCGCUGAUUAAGAGUUGGGUUCCUGACGACUUGGAUCCUCAACACAGAUCUUGCCUGGUCUCGGCUUUGCGGAAAAUCAUUAUGGAAGAUGACCUCUCAUUUGGCGUCAUCCCACCAAGCCCGCUGAAAGACGACGAGGGAUUCUACAAGAAGGAAACGGUCUGCCACUUUGUCCAACAAAAUUGGCAGCUAAUUAGCAACAUUGCAUGGGAAAAGCAGUUACAAAGGGCUCGAGAAGCCAUGAAGCGCAAGGCGAUCGCCAAGGAGGCUGACUUGGCGGGCAAUGGGCAGAACAGUAAGAAGCGGGUAGUUGUGGAUAACAGCAGUGGAGGGGAUUGCGCUACAUGA